Fusarium redolens is the source of this 1248-nucleotide messenger RNA. RefSeq lists its product as uncharacterized. The record is from RefSeq and is a predicted model, not a curated record. The coding region runs from base 451 to 876 and encodes 141 amino acids. The transcript has a single exon. NCBI's taxonomy places the organism in Eukaryota, Fungi, Ascomycota, Sordariomycetes, Hypocreales, Nectriaceae.
ACUUCUCACUCUAAUGCAUUCAGGUAAGUUUGACUGGCGCCUUGCAUGAUGUUCGGAUUUCAGUUGCUGAUAUGUCUUUAGCCUCCUUGCCAACAUGGAGAACGAUCACCCGGCUUCGCCCCCGUCUACUUCUGCCUCCCCCGCGAUGUCGAAGGCUGUCCCUGACAGUGAUAAGAAAGAGGGCGAGUAAAAGUAUUCUUCUUCCUUCGGUGUCUUGCAUUUCGGCAGAAUAGACUAGGCGGAGCUGUGUUUUCUUGCAUUUACAGGCCUUUUUUUUUAUCAGACGUGUCACAAAAGUUGAGCACAUUUUCUUUUUCCAGAGCUCAUGAUACCUUGCCCAUAGACAGACGGACACGAUUCCUCUCAGCGUGAGAGGCGACCCUUGCAUCGGACUAGGGAUUUCCUUCACCAUUGUGCUCAUUACCACCUACCUCAGCCCCUUUUCUGAUCAUGCUUCGAGCGUGUUUCAGUUCUUUAAUGUUGUGGAGGAUUUCCGGUUCAAGGGUUCAGCAUGACCCUAACGUUGUCGUUGGCCAGCAUACUUCUGGCUGUUUUAUCUCCAGGAGAGGCUACGCACAAAAAAGGGGAGGUAAUGAUGGUAAGAAGCGUCACGAUGAUCACGUCGCAACCGUCAUAUACAUACGUACGACUCGGGGUGGAUGGCGGAGGUGGUGUUCAGGGCAUUUGCGGUUGAAUUUUAUUUCGGACUCAACGAGGCAGAACGUGGGAGGGGAUGGAACGAAAGGGAACGGAAUGAUAUGGAAUGAAAUGGUUUUCUCGGUGCAUUCUUCCUCUCUGGCCUUUUCAUUAUACGUGGACAGCCUCUCGCCAUGCUUACGCCCCUUCGCUGGCUUUAGAUGUUGCUCCCUCACUUAACGCUGACGAAUCACAUCACGUCACGAUGGGUUAGGAAAGGGUUCUCAAAACAAGACCAUGAUUGAUGAUGACGACUCAGGCUCUCUUUACUUUGCCUCAUGGGCAUAUCCAUUGCUGUACCAAGAAGGAGGGCAUGACCGUUCGCCGACGGCUCUGUCGCUUGGUGUAUAAUGUAUAGAGGCGUUCAGCCUGGUUGAGCUUUAAUGAAAGGGUCUUGAUGAUGCCUUACUGUAUAUCAUCUAAUUUCGAAAAAGCAUGGGCCAUUGGCAGGGACAAUUUACAUAUAUGUUCAAAACUUGCUGCCUCUUACUCGUGAUUAGUAAUUAGUUACUGUUGAGCACAUGUUUUGGGAAGGGAAGAGUAUAAUAAAAC